AUGGGAUGCUGUUUUAGUUGCCUCAAAAGUGAUUCGAAAGAUCCAGCAAAAGCUCCUCUAGUAACCAUUGAUGGUAAAAAAGCAAAAUACAUUAAAAUGGCGACGGCUAUCCAGCCCUUUUUCUCAACACCUGUAGUCUGCGUUCGCAGGUGACCUUGUGGAAGGGAUAAAGGCGCUCGGAAUGUGUAUCCGGCUAGGUUUUACCUUGGCACAGUGGAGCGCAACGUCGGACUAGGCCGGCCGCAGCUCAUCUGACGCCAAGGGUUUUGCCUCAGGAUAGAUGGUUUCCAGGGUUGGAAAGGGGAAGCUCAGCGGCAUCAGGAAGGUACCUCCUGAUCAAUCGGGCAACUCCCUAGCGUGAAACUGGGCGUUACGUCCCAGGCUUUGGAUUUCCAUCUUAGCCGACAGUCCUACCAGAAAAUUUGUUUUUCAAAUUUUCGGAAUGGGCAACCUCUGUUGACGUACUGCUGGGUGGUGUAACUCAUCCAACUACGGGUAGCGAGUGCACAUCCUCGUCCAGUAGGAGCAACACCUUGAAGGUCGUGGCCGAUUGGGGUGAGCAACAGGGUAAAGCGUGAUGGUAGGGCAGGGGAAACCCUAGUCAAUACGACGGGCCUCUCUAUAAUAUUAGUUAAUGUUAAUGUUAAUGGUAAAAAAGCAGAAGAAAUGGAUUCUGCAAUUACAGAUGCAGCUCCAUCUCCAUCGCAUCCUAUUUGUCUAGACGAUUUUCAAAUAGAAAGAGUUUUAGGCAAAGGCGCAUUCGGAAAAGUGUUUUUAGUCACGAAAAAAGACACAGGGAAGCUUUAUGCGAUGAAAUGCUUGAAAAAAGAAAUGAUUGAGCAGAGAAAUCAAAGGGUUCACACCAAAACUGAAAGAGAAAUUUUAGGCGAUGCGGACAGUCCAUUUAUAGUUCAGCUUCAUUUUGCUUUCCAGACGCCUGAAAGAUUGUAUAUGGUUCUGGAUUUUAUUAACGGUGGCGAAUUAUUCUUCCAUCUAAGAAGAUCAACAAGGUUCACAGAGCAACGAAGUAGAUUUUAUUCCGCUGAAAUUUUGCUAGCCCUGGACUAUUUACAUGCUCAUGGAGUUAUUUACAGAGAUUUGAAACCUGAAAAUAUUUUGCUUGAUUCUGAAGGACUAGGAUUAGGAUUAUUAAAGUCAGGUUCUAGACAUAUUGGUGAAGCAGUCACCUAAGACCUCCCGUACAGGAGGUUUUUACCACUUUUCGACUCCAGCCCAGAGGGUCUAGCCCUCUUACGGUGCCCUUCCGGUGCCUUCUGUCUACUCCUUGCCUUGAGGCUUCAGUCUUGAGUGGGCGGCUUAUGGAUUUCUCUGCGGCCCUGCUACGGGCGAUUGGAGUAGCUUGAUUCCAAGGAACCUUGGAGUCUAUCGGAUGCCGAAGUGCCUUCUUCGACAGUUACAGGAAAAAGACUGUCCCCUGUGGCCUGAGCCGAAACCCCCAGUUUCUCGGUAAAGGAAUGCCCAUGCGUCCUCGGAUCCAAAGGACGUUGUUGAGCACCUCCAUUUCCAACCACAGGAAAGCAGCCAAAACCUACCCGAGUAUACACCUUUUGAGCCUACACUUGAUUCUCGGCUCGGAGUCUGUAUCAGUUCAUCGUAGCCAUAAGGUCUGAACUGCUGCGCCAAGAGGGCAGGUUGACAUGUGUCGCUAUCUUAAUGUUUAUGCUUGAUUCUGAAGGACAUAUAAAAUUGACAGAUUUUGGGCUUAGUAAACAGUUUUUUGGAAAUGAAAGCGAAAAUAAAGCUUUUUCAUUCUGUGGGACACCUGAAUAUUUGGCUCCAGAAAUUUUGAAAGGAACAGGCCACGAUCAAGCUGUUGAUUUUUGGAGUUUAGGAGCUUUAUUAUAUGAAAUGCUAGCUGGAGCUCCACCUUUUUAUUCAAAAAAUCGAGAUCAGAUGUUCAGAAAUAUGUUAACAAAACCAGUUGAUAUGAAGCCUCAUUUUUCAGCUCAAGCAGUCGAUUUAUUGAAAAAUUUGCUGCAAGUUGAUGUAAUUUUUAUUUAGCCAAGAAAACGACUAUCUUCAACCUCUGAAAUUCAAGCUCAUCCAUUUUUUGAAGGAAUGGACUGGGACAAGCUUACUCCCCCCUUCUUAAGAGAAUAAAAAAUUUUGUUCGCUCUCUGAAGGGGUUAAAUGUUUUUAAAACAUAUAGUAAUUUUUUUUUUGUCAAAAUGCAAGCUGUUUAAAAUUAAACAAAUUAGCUAGAGAUUUCAUUAUACUAAUUAUCACUUAUAUAUCAAAGUUUUUAUAUUAAAAAAUUUUGUUUGCUCACGGAGGGUGGGUUUUUAUAUAAAAAAUAGGGAUUUUUCCAAUGGUUUUAUUCGCUCACAAGUUAGUAAAAAAGAAAUCGAGCCUCCAUUCAAGCCAAAAGUGACAGGACCUCGAGAUUUAAGAAAUUUCGAUAGGAUGUUUACAGAUGAAACACCAGAAGAAAGCUUGAUUACCACUAACUUAGAUUCACAGCAAAAAGCAGCUCAUAAGUGGGAAGGGUUCACUUAUCAUGAUCCUGCACACUUAUAG
Molecule: messenger RNA, 2538 nt
Organism: Blepharisma stoltei
Lineage: Eukaryota; Ciliophora; Heterotrichea; Heterotrichida; Blepharismidae
Source: the annotation of a GenBank genome assembly